UAUGAACUAUAUAAGAAAUGGAUAACUUUGUCCAAUAUUAUUAAAAGGUGUACUAAAUAGAAAAUAAGAACCCUUAUUUGAAGUUGAGAGCUUAGAAUAGAGAAUUAAAAGAAGACUUCUAAAUGUAAUAUAUUUAUCAAAAGUAAUGUUUCAUGUUACAAUUUGUAAAAUAAUUGAUAAUGUUAGUGGUAUGGGAAUGCGGUAGAAGAAAACCAUAAUUUUUGAAAAACUUAAAUAUUGAUUAGAUUUACUUGAAUAAAAAUGAAUAAGAAGAUGCUAACGUAUUUAUUUUCGAGGAGGAUCAAUAAAAUAACAAUAUUUAGAAAUAAACACCUUAGUAAAUACUAUUUAAGUUAUGUAAUUGCAUUUGAUUUUCUUUUAGUUUACACUUUAGGUUUUAAUCUUAAAAAUGAAAUAUUUUAAUUAGAGGACCCUACCUAAGAUAUUAUAAAUGAGCUUUAUUAACUCAUUUUUGAAGAGUUAAGAAAUGAAUCUUAAAUAAGAAUUUCUGAGAAAAAGAUUAUAACACAUCUUUAUAAUUUAAAAAUUUUGGAUACAAAAUAUAAUAAACCCCAUUCAAGAGUUUAUCUCAUUGAGAAACCUUAUUUUAUUAAUUCUGAAAGAAAUACAAUUGUUGUCAAAUGGGUAAAAUAUGAUAGUUAAGAAAAUUUGAAACUCUAUUUAGAUAGAGAAAUCAAAUUAUUAGAAAUGGUUAAUGAUUCUGAAAAUUGUACAAAGAUGUUUUGUUAUAACAAUAUUUAUGAUGAAUAAUUUAUAUUUAUGAGGUUCUAUCAUGCAACUUUAGAAGACUUAAAUAACGAAAUAGGUAAAGUUUAAUUAAAUAUAAUUUAAUUAUUGCAUUUAAUCAAAUAAAUGUUAUUAGCAUUAAAGGGUCUUCAUUCCAGAAAAAUUAUUCAUAGAGAUUUAAAACCAUAAAAUAUUAUGUUUGAAUACCUUAAUGAAAAUAAAAAUAUUUAAGAAACGAGAUGUGUAUUAAUUGAUUUUGAUAGAUCUGAUUAAAUUUAAAGAACAAUUUAAUCGAAUUUAAACUUAUAAUCUUAUUAUGAAGGCACUCCUGAUUAUCAACCUCCUGAAGGAACCUAAGAAAAGUAUACUGCAUCAUAUGAUAUAUGGCAAUUAGGAUAUAUUAUAUAAUGCAUAUUAUUAAGAGAUAAAAAUAAAGCUUAUUCCAGACUAAAAGAUAGACCAGAUGAAGCUUAAUAUUUAAAUAUUUUCAAAUCAGAUCAUUAAAAAGUUAAGGAAUAGUAUCCACAAUUUUAUGAUCUACUGAUAUAAAUGAUGCAUUAUUAUCCAAAUAAAAGGCCUAACUUAGAAGAAAUUGAAUAAGUAAUAUAUAAAAUUUAAUGAAUAAGAUUAUAGAUUUAUAUAUAAUUUUUAUUAUUGAUAUUAAUAAUGGAAGGUAAACAAUAUCUCUUAAUUAGAAAUCUUUAAAUUCCCUUAAAGUAAAUUCUUUAUUGUUAAAUACAAAUUAAAAGCUUAAAUUGACUCAAGCUUAAACAAUAAAGUCAUUUUCAUACCAAAAAAAUUUGAUAAACAAAUUGAUCGUGUUAUGGAAAAGUCCAAAUAUGUAGGGAUAUUUCUAAGUUGUUCGGAUGAAAAAUCAUUCCUAGCCUUUGGGAUUUUACAAUCGUAAUCUAUUGAAUUUGAAUUCUUAACUGUAUACCUUAUUAUUAACAAAUUAGGAAGACUUAAAAAUUAAUCUAAGUGAUUUGAAAGGCAAUUCAGAUUCAUUUUUCAAAGUUGAUUGGACACUUAAAGGAGUGCUCAGCUAUGAAAAGACUUAAAAAAUAAAAAAUGAUUUGAAUAACUCAUUGCCGGUGAAUUAAUCUAGAGAAGUUUAAGAAUUAUCAGGAUCAAAUGCAGAAGAGGUAUUAACUUAUUCUAAUCUUAAGCUUCAUUCACUUCUUUUAAAAUAAAAAACCUAUAAACCUUAACCUUUGCAGGAUAUUCGAUUGCCAUAAUAAUACAAUUAACAAACAUUACCAAAAUAUCCUAAUAAUAGUGAUGAAUAGAUAUUAAGAAAAAAAGUUUAAAGUAGAAGCAGAAGUAGAGAUAAAGAUAAAGAGAAAUCACAUGAUAAGAGAAAAUCAAGCAAAGACACAAAUGAUGAUAGAGGAAAAUUAUAAGAUAAAAGAAAACAUGAAUAACAUGAAAGAAAAGAUAGCUAUAGAAAUAGUUAGGAUAGACAUAAUAAAAACAGAAGGAGUAGAGAUAGAAGAAGUAGAGAAAAAAGCAAGAGAAGCUAAGAUAUAAAAAGUGAGGAUCGAAGAAGUAAAGAUAGAAAAAAUAGAAAUGAUUAGAAUAAAUGGCAAUUUCAUAAAGAGUUUGUUGAUGACAGUAUACAAAUACAUAAUAGAUAUAGAAUAAGUACAGAGUGAAGUUGGAUUUAAAGAUAAAGACAGAUUGGAAAAAGAAAAAUAGUAAAGGGAAUAACGAGAGAGAGAAAGAGCGAAAGGUUAAAGAGAAUAGAGAGAUAGAGAAUUAUAGAAAAUGACAGAUAAUAUAAAUCUUAGAUAAUCUUCAGAUUGGGAUAAAGAUAAAAGAAUUGAAUAUGAAUAAGAGCAAUUUAAAUUAAAAGAUAAAAAAGAUAAAGAGUAUGAUAGAUUGAAAGAGAAUGAAAAGGCAAAAGAAAGAGAAAUGGAAAGAGAAAGAGAAAAAGAAAAAUAGAGAGAGAAAGAAAAGGAAAGAGAAAGAGAAAAAGAAAAAGAAAGAGAAAAGGAAAAAUAAAGAGAAAAAGAUAAAGAAAAAGAAAGGGAAAGAGAAAGAGAAAAAGAAAGAGAAAGAGAAAAAGAAAGAGAAAGGGAAAGAGAAAAAGAAAAAGAAAGGGAAAGAGAGAGGGAAAGAGAAAGAGAAAGGGAAAGAGAAAGAGAAAGAGAAAAAGAAAGAGAAAGAGAGAAAGAAAGAGAAAAAGAAAAAGAAAAAGAAAAGGAAAAAGAGAGAGAGAAAGAGAGGGAAAGGGAAAGGGAAAAGUAGAGAGAAAAAGAAUUGGAGAGAGAAAAAGAUAGGCAAAGAUAAAAGGAGAAGGAUAAAUAUAGAGAAAAAGAUGAGGAUAAAGAAAAAUAUAGAAGUAAUAGAUAUGAAAAAAAAGGUGAACACUAUUAAUAAAAGGAUAAGAAUGUUCAUCAUUAUGAUGAUAAAAAGAGGAGAAGAUCAAGGGAUAGAUCAAGAGAUAAAUAGAAUUAUUCAAAUGAUAGAAGAGACAGAGAGAAAAGGGUAGAAAAAGAUAGAUCUGAUAGAAAGCAUAAGAUAAUGAAAUAAGAGGUCAAAAGAAAAAGUUCUUCUUCAUCAUAAAGUUAAAAAAAUAGAUAAGUUGAAAUAAAAAUAACAUAAAAUCCCAAUUCAAAAAAUAUUAAACUUUAAGAAGAUUUGAAACCUAAAAGAAAAUAUGAGUAUGAAAAUGAAUUUUAUAGCAAAUCUGUAUCUUUGUCUCCUCAUGAAAAAUAAAUAGAAAUUUUAGAGCCAGUUAAAACACCUGAAAAAAUUUAAAUCGUAGAAAGUAUUCCUGUCUAGAAUACUGUACCUUAAUAAAAUUAAAUACCAUCUGUUAAUAUUUAACCUCCAAAAUAACCAACAAUUUAAUAGGUUGAAGUUGUAAUUGAAAAGAAAGAAGAAAUUCCAAGGAUUGUGAUAUAAGAGAAUGUUAAAAGAGUAUUGGUAUUGGGUUAAGACAAACCUCAACCAACUCAAGAAUCAAAUUUUUAGCUAUAAACCGGUUCUAUGAAAAUUAUUAAAAGCGCUACAGGAAAUACAACCCAAACAAUUAUUGUUCAGAAGCAAACAACAUAGGAUACAAAAUUAGGAUAAAAUCAUUUAAGUGGUCAAGAAAAAAUAAAGGAUCGUAUCAUAAUUAAAAAUAAAUGA
Molecule: messenger RNA, 3882 nt
Organism: Paramecium pentaurelia
Lineage: Eukaryota; Ciliophora; Oligohymenophorea; Peniculida; Parameciidae
Source: the annotation of a GenBank genome assembly